CUCAUUGUCAUUUUUUCCUACUGUAUUAUAAAAAAUGACUAAAGCCAUCACUCUUACUGUCUUCAUGGUCAUCCUCGUUUUAGGGAUGGUUACAAAGGAAACGCAAGGAGGAGAAGUAAAAAAGUGUUAUACAUAUUUCAUUACACCGAAGGAAAACUGCGAAGGUUUGGUGUGUGCAUAUGACUGUACUUUAAAGUAUAAUGGAAACGGCGUGUGUUAUGAUACUAAGAGCAAGACUUGCAUCUGCGCUUAUAAUUGCAAUGUUUGAUUUGUCAUCACACACCUAAACUGUUAUCAUCAAUCUUGGUAUUUUAAAUUAAUACGUUGAAUAAAAUAAUAUA
Molecule: messenger RNA, 341 nt
Organism: Camelina sativa (false flax)
Lineage: Eukaryota; Viridiplantae; Streptophyta; Magnoliopsida; Brassicales; Brassicaceae
Product: defensin-like protein 125
Source: RefSeq, a predicted model, not a curated record